UUGCACACUCCUCAGGUAGCAGCUUGUGGUUGUUCAGUCCAGUGUGAUGCUUCGUUUCACGGUCCACGUUCGAGACGAGUGGCUCACCGUUCCAUGCAAAGAUGCCACCUGCACCAUUAAAUGGCUGGGCAUGGAGGCUCUUAAACGCUACAUCAAAAAUAAACCUGAUAAUGGAGGGAUCCAUGCUAUUAAAGAUGUGCAUUUUUUCGUCAGAAGAUGUCAGGGACUGGGGCUACUGGACAAUGAUGAUAUCAUAGAAGAUGUGCUUGAAGAUAAUGACUUUGUGGAACUUGCUAUUGAAGGUGACACCAUGCCUCAAGACUUCAUACCAAGUCAACCUGGGACUUCACAUCUAACUAGAUCAUACAGAGAACCAGAAGAAUAUAUUUCUCUAGAUGGAAACAGCCUGAGCUCAACUGAUCUGGUUAAUUUAGGGAAAGGCCUUUACAAGAUCAAGCUGACCCCAGAGGCAGAGCAAAAGGUUGUGCAAUCAAGAGAGCUUCUCGAUACCAUUGUAAAAGAAAACAAAGUUGUAUAUGGAAUCACUACAGGAUUUGGUAAAUUUGCUCGGACAGUCAUCCCAGUCAGCAAGCUCAAGGAACUGCAGGAAAAUCUUUUGCGUUCACACUCAUCAGGUCUGGGAAGCCCUUUAAGCCCUGAAAGGACCCGAAUGCUGCUCGCCCUGAGAAUUAAUGUUUUGGCCAAAGGGUACAGCGGGGUGUCACUGGAGACUCUGCACCGCAUGAUACAGGCCUUCAAUGCGUCCUGUUUAUCCUACGUCCCGGAGAAGGGUACAGUAGGUGCCAGUGGAGAUCUCGCCCCUCUCUCUCACCUUGCCCUCGGCCUGAUGGGGGAGGGCAAGAUGUGGUCACCAAAGAGCGGCUGGGCAGAUGCCAAAUACGUAUUGGAGGCUCAUGGGUUGAAACCCAUAUCUUUGAAGCCAAAGGAGGGGCUGGCUUUGAUCAAUGGGACACAAAUGAUUACUUCUUUGGGAGCAGAGGCCGUGGAGAGAGCUGAGGCCAUCGCCCGACAGGCUGAUAUCAUUGCUGCUCUGACACUGGAAGUCCUGAAGGGGACCACCAAAGCAUUUGAUAGUGAUAUCCAUGAACUACGUCCUCAUCCAGGACAGAAAGAGGUGGCCCUGCGGUUCCGCUCCCUUUUGGAUUCUGAUCACCACCCAUCUGAAAUUGCAGAGAGCCAUCGGUUUUGCGACCGGGUUCAAGAUGCCUACACCAUGCGCUGUUGUCCACAGGUCCACGGAAUCGUCAAUGACACAAUAGAGUUUGUCAAGAAAAUCAUUAAUACAGAAAUCAACAGCGCCACAGAUAAUCCUAUGGUAUUCGCAGAGAGAGCUGAGACCAUAUCUGGUGGAAACUUCCACGGAGAAUAUCCAGCAAAGGCUCUGGAUUAUUUGGCGAUAGGAGUGCAUGAGUUGGCCUCAAUCAGUGAGAGACGUAUUGAACGUCUCUGUAAUCCCUCUCUCAGCGAGUUGCCUGCAUUCCUGGUCAAUGAAGGAGGUCUGAACUCUGGAUUCAUGAUUGCACACUGCACUGCCGCGGCUCUUGUUUCAGAGAACAAAGUACUUUGCCACCCCUCCUCUAUCGACUCCCUGUCUACUAGUGCGGCUACAGAAGACCAUGUGUCUAUGGGAGGCUGGGCCGCUCGCAAAGCACUCAGAGUGGUGGAACAUGUGGAACAAGUGCUGGCUAUUGAGCUGUUAGCAGCCUGUCAGGGUAUUGAGUUUCUACGCCCCCUCCGUACAACAACCCCAUUGGAGAAAGUGUACGACCUUGUGCGCAGUACAGUCAGGCCCUGGAUUAAAGACAGGUUCAUGGCUCCAGACAUUGAAGCUGUACAUCGGCUUCUCGUUGACCAGAAGGUGUGGAAUAUUGCUGGGCCGUACAUCGAGAAAUAUUGUAUGGAAUACAUCCCAGAGUCCCGCCCCUCUUCCCCCACAGCUUUUGCUCUGGACCCGCCCCUGUCACCACGGAAACGGAUUAGGCUGGAGUGACAGAGAUGACACCUACUAUCCUACAGUCUCACAUUAAAAAAAUUAGCAUGAAUUCAUAUAGAGCCUCUUCAUUGGGCAGCAUCUGUGCAUAUUUCAACUUAGUUCUUAUUGUUGUUUAAUUGUUUUCAUUGCUUUGUCAGGCCUCAUUUUCCUUGAAUGAAGUCAUUGUGAGAUGUUUUUGUGAAAUAUUCCACUGCAGCUGUAAGACUUAGCUGUAUUUUGCCAUCUGUCGGUCCAUAUGCAGUUUCUCAGUCUCUGGAUAAGCACCUCUAUCAGUGUAACAGUGAAUAAAUGUCUUUAAAUAUCA
This is a messenger RNA of Myxocyprinus asiaticus (Chinese sucker), 2318 nucleotides long. RefSeq names its product histidine ammonia-lyase (gene hal). The record is from RefSeq and is a predicted model, not a curated record. Lineage: Eukaryota; Metazoa; Chordata; Actinopteri; Cypriniformes; Catostomidae. The coding region runs from base 47 to 2011 and encodes 654 amino acids. Gene Ontology annotation, molecular function: histidine ammonia-lyase activity. Gene Ontology annotation, biological process: L-histidine catabolic process. Gene Ontology annotation, cellular component: cytoplasm. The transcript is spliced from 20 exons.